GAGCUUCCUUCCUUGCGCGCACACUUUCCCCCACAUCAUGAAGCUUCGUCCUUUCCCUUCCAACCUCAACACGCCAGCCGCACUUCCCAAGCUUUAGUAAUUUGCGAUCAUGGCAACUACAACUUUGGGGAAAAGGACGCGAAGCUCCAAGCAGGAAGAGCCACCAUUGAGUCUCGACUACUCGUCCAAGCGGCCCAGACGUACCCCGAGAAAGCUUAGUGGGAAGGAGGACACCUCCAUUCUUGAUAAGGAGAAUCAAGAGAAUGAGCAGCCCGAGUCUGGCUCGCAAGGGGAUGCCGAACCGACCCCUACGAAGUGCCACUCAAGGCGGGAUUCGGUCGUCAGCGGUACCAGGAGCUCUCACGUUGGUCCCGUAACCCCGUCGACCCCUCGCCACUACGAUGUCUACGCCAGGAGUACCACCACUCCCCGCCACCGGGUUAUGUCGGUCGGCAGACUUUCGCGGCGGAUGACACCCCAGACACCCUUGACUCCGAGCACUAUCCAAACAGUAUAUCAUCAGGCAAGGCAGCUGUUCUCGCGCAGCGCCGAUCCUGGGCAACUGAUUGGACGAGACGAUGAGCGGGCACAGCUGCACAAGUUCCUUGAGCGCUGCACCUCUUCUCGCCCUGGUGGAUGUCUCUACGUCAGCGGACCACCGGGAACCGGCAAGAGCGCGAUGGUAAACAGGAUCACCGAAGAAGUCGCGUCCAGUUCGGAGACCAUCCGAAAGGCCUGCAUCAACUGCAUGAGCAUCAAAUCGUCCAAAGAUCUGUACAUCGCGCUACUGGACCAACUAUGCGGCGAUGGCGACAUGGCAGAGAACGACGUUGCGGAGUCCCUGCAGAAGCUUUUCUUCAACAAAAAGGGAACAGAUGUCUUCCUGGUGGUGUUGGACGAGGUCGACCACAUCCUGACAUUGGAUUCCCAGAGUCUCUAUCGCAUGUUUGAAUGGUCGUUGCAGCCGACGUCGCGCCUUACUAUGGUGGGUAUCGCAAAUGCGCUGGAUCUCACCGACCGGUUUCUUCCCCGCCUCAAGUCGCGCAACCUCAAGCCGGAGCUUCUCCCCUUUCUACCAUACACUGCGCCCCAGAUCAAGCGUAUUAUCACGGAACGGCUCAGGACUCUCGCCCCCGAGGGCUCCGCGGCCGACUUCAUCCCUUUCUUCCACCCUGCCGCUAUCGAGCUCUGCUCACGCAAGGUCUCUAGCCAAACUGGCGACCUUCGACGCGCCUUUGAGAUCUGCCGGCGCGCCUUGGAUCUGGUCGAGUCUGAGACCCGUCUCAAGCACGAGAAUGAGAUCAAAGACCAGCUCCUCCAGCAGAGUCCCUCCCGCAAGAUCCUGGGGGAGAACCGCAACCUCGCUUCUGGGGUCCAGUCUCCGGGUGCCCAGCAACUCCAGAGAUCCCUCCAACACCUGACGGCCACCACCGCCCCGCGCGUGACCAUCGCCCAUCUCAACAAAGUCACCGCUGCCGCUUUUAGCAACGGCCCGAGCCAGCGGCUGAAGACUCUCAACCUUCAGCAGAAAGCAGCUCUUUGCUCGCUGAUGGCAAUCGAGAAGCGAAAUCGUUCCGCCCAGGCGGCGGCGGCGGCAGUCCAAACCCCAUCCUCGGCAACACCGACGACUCCUUCUUCCCGAACUCGCCCUGUCGCAACAGCGCCAACAGUAAAGACCCUAUACGACUCCUACUGCACCCUCUGCAGGCAGGACUCCCUUUUGCACCCCCUUUCGUCCUCGGAGUUCCGCGAAGUCAUCAGUAGCCUCGAGACGCUAUCCCUGAUUACGCCCGUGGAUGGCAAAACUGGGUCGUUUGUCGGGCUGCAGGGCGGGAGUGUGGUUGGUGCCACGACGCCCGGCACUCCCAAGAGGACUCGGAGAAAGAAGGACGUUUUUUUUGGAGGGUUUGGCGGAACCGGAAUCGGCGGUGGCGGGCUAACUGCCGACGAGCAGAGAGUCGCAAGCUGUGUUGGAGAGAGGGAGAUGGAAGCCGCUGUGGAGGGCUUGGGGGCCGGGAUCCUGAGGGGAAUAUUGAGUGGUGAAGCGUUGGAUUAAUCCCUUUUUCCCCUUUUUCUUUUGCGACCGAUACUGCUAUCGUUGUACACUAGGCAUGGUGUGUGGGACUUGCUGUUUGGCAGAGCAUGCAUAGCAUGGCGUGGCACGGCGUGGGCAUAGAUUGGGGUGGCAUUGCGCGGCGUAUGUGUUCGUUGUUAGGUUUUGGG
This is a messenger RNA of Thermothelomyces thermophilus ATCC 42464, 2223 nucleotides long. RefSeq lists its product as uncharacterized. Gene Ontology annotation, biological process: DNA replication initiation; cell division; mitotic DNA replication checkpoint signaling. Lineage: Eukaryota; Fungi; Ascomycota; Sordariomycetes; Sordariales; Chaetomiaceae. Gene Ontology annotation, molecular function: DNA replication origin binding; ATP hydrolysis activity. The record is from RefSeq and is a predicted model, not a curated record. The transcript is spliced from 3 exons. The coding region runs from base 110 to 2056 and encodes 648 amino acids. Gene Ontology annotation, cellular component: nucleus.